GAAGGAGAAGAAGAAGCUCGUUUACUUCCUUCCGCACGCGGUCCAUUCCUGGUCAUCGCAUCGGAAGGGAGAGGAAGGAGGAGAGAAGGAGAAGAUGAAGCGAGUGUUCGGCGUCAAGAAGGACAAGGAACCCCCUCCCACCGUUCAAGAUGCCUCCGAUCGGAUUACCAAGAGGGGUGACACAGUGGAUGAGAAGAUCAAGAAGCUAGAUGCUGAGCUUAGCCGAUACAAGGAACAGAUAAGAAAGACUCGGCCUGGUCCUGCUCAAGAAGCUGUGAAAGCUCGUGCAAUGCGGGUCCUCAAGCAAAAGAGAAUGUAUGAAGGACAACGUGAUAUGUUGUACAAUCAGACAUUCAACCUUGAUCAAGUUGCAUUUGCUGCGGAGGGUGUCAAAGACGCUCAGCAGACUAUGACAGCUUUGAAAUCUGCCAACAAGGAAUUGAAAGGCAUGAUGAAAACUGUGAAGAUUCAGGAUAUAGAUAGCUUGCAAGAUGAGAUGAUGGACCUGAUGGACGUAAGCAAUGAGAUUCAAGAGACCUUGGGUAGAAGCUACAAUGUUCCCGAUGAUAUUGACGAGGAUGAUCUCCUGGAUGAGCUUGACGCUUUGGAAGCAGACAUGGGAAUGGAAUCAGAAGUUGGAGUUCCUUCUUAUCUGCAACCUGAUAAGGAAUCUGAUGUAGAAGAGCUAAACUUGCCUUCAGCACCAACAGGACAUGCAGUACCAGCUGGCAGAACCAAUGCCCAGGCUGACGACGAACUGGGCUUACCUGCUGUUCCUCAUUCUUCGAUACGUAAUUAAAGAUUCCUCAUGCUGUCUGUGCAACUUGCUGUACGGACAUACCCUCUUUGUAAACAUGUUGUGCAGUUUGUUAUUUUGAUUUUUCUCCCAGGCAACAUUCCUUUUGGAUAGGGACACUAGCAUCCAUGAUGUUCUGCACGAUGGGGUGGUCCAGAUAGUGGUGGAAUUUGUUGGUUAAAUCGCGGGUAUGAAAGGGCAAGUGCUAGCUUGUAAUGGGAUGAUUUCUUUUGUUCGUUCUGCUUAUGCAUCGAUUUGUUUCAGUGUAAUGCUGCUGCAACUUUCGCAUAAACUGGCAAAUGCAUCCCGACUCA
Molecule: messenger RNA, 1110 nt
Organism: Eucalyptus grandis
Lineage: Eukaryota; Viridiplantae; Streptophyta; Magnoliopsida; Myrtales; Myrtaceae
Product: vacuolar protein sorting-associated protein 60.2
Exons: 8
Coding region: 95-799 (234 amino acids)
Biological process (GO): late endosome to vacuole transport via multivesicular body sorting pathway; vesicle budding from membrane
Cellular component (GO): multivesicular body
Source: RefSeq, a predicted model, not a curated record